UUUGCCGAGAACGUAGCAAAAGUGCGAAUCUUCACAUUUUCGUCGCCAUGUUGAUCACGUGACUUGCCAAUCCUGAACUAACGCACUGAAUCCUGGUAGCUACUACGUCAUACAUAGCAAGCGAGGGGGAAGAAGGAAGCCAUUUUAGGGACAGAAACUUGCAGAGAAGAAUCAUGGGUAGUCGUGUCUACAUUGGACGGUUGCCCUACCACGCCAGAGAAAAAGACGUCGAGAGAUUUUUCAGAGGCUAUGGGAGAAUCAGGGAAAUCAACUUGAAAAACGGCUUCGGCUUUGUUGAGUUUGAUGACCCCAGGGAUGCGGAUGAUGCUGUGUAUGAACUGAACGGCAAGGAGCUGUGUGGGGAGAGGGUUAUUGUUGAGAAUGCCCGUGGUCCCGCCAGGGGUGGAGGCGGUUUUCGCGGGGGAGGCUAUGGCUAUCGGCCUGGCUGGCUAGACAACGGCCGAGGCAGUGGAGGCGGCCGGGGGUCGGAUAGCAGGAACAGAUAUGGGCCACCUGUCCGCACUGACUACCGCCUGAUUGUGGAGAACUUGUCGAGUCGCUGUAGCUGGCAGGACUUGAAGGACUACAUGCGGCAGGCUGGAGAGGUCACCUAUGCUGAUGCGCACAAGCAGAACAAAAAUGAGGGGAUUGUGGAGUUUGCCACAUACCGUGACAUGGAGAACGCCCUGCGAAAGCUGGAUGGCACUGAGAUCAAUGGUCGUAAGAUCAAACUGGUGGAGGACAGGCCAUCAAGAAGGCGCAGGUCUUACUCACGCUCUCGUUCUCGGUCCAGGAGCCGAAGCCGCAGUCGCUCGCGCUCCCGGUCCAGAAGCCGCUCCCCGCGCAGCCGCAGCCGAUCCCGCAGCAGGUCCCACUCCCGGUCUCGCAGCCGCUCUCACUCCCGCAGCAAGAGCAGGGACAAGUCCGCCAGCCGCUCCCCGGCCAAGGACACGCAGGUCAAGCAGUCCAAGUCGAAGUCACGGUCUAAGUCGCGAUCCAAGUCCCGUGAGCGUAGCGGGGAGGAGGAUAACAAGGACGAGUAGUAAAACGGGUUAAGGCAGAAGUGUGCACCAGGCACCUUCCAUCUAAUGAUGACUGAGUCAUUCCAGAUAUUGAAGUAAAUAAUUUGCCCCACAGUAUAUAGACAGUUCCUCGCAUGUCACUUUCUCCUUACUAAGUUUUUAAUGGCAUGUACAAUGGGUGCAAAUCAGAAUUAUUGUCAGAAGUAUGAGUGAGUAGAUCUUUUCAGGGGGGAAUAUAUAAACACCAGUGCACAUCCUUAUUAUCUUACUAGUCCAGUUACAUGGGAAUUAUCUUAAAAUGAACAAACUAACCAGAAUGUCAGUUUAUGGGAUAUUGAAUGUUGGGAAGAAUUGCACAUGGUCACGAGUGUAUCGAGGAAAAGUGGUCUGACACGAGACAUUGUGCAAGGUAGUCUUGUAGGACAGUUUGAUGUAUAUUCAUUUGUGAAUCAUUUUGUUUUGUUGAAUAAUUUCUUGGGGGAUGGGUAGGGUAGCCUUGAGACUUUUUGUGUACAGGUUGGUUACCUCCAAGCUGGUGACCUUACACUUGAUGUGUUAUGUACAUUUCUCAGUGCAUUAAAAGCCUUUUAAUACUGUA
This is a messenger RNA of Branchiostoma floridae (Florida lancelet), 1620 nucleotides long. RefSeq names its product serine/arginine-rich splicing factor 4-like. Gene Ontology annotation, cellular component: ribonucleoprotein complex; nucleus; cytoplasm. The transcript is spliced from 9 exons. The record is from RefSeq and is a predicted model, not a curated record. The coding region runs from base 174 to 1043 and encodes 289 amino acids. Lineage: Eukaryota; Metazoa; Chordata; Leptocardii; Amphioxiformes; Branchiostomatidae. Gene Ontology annotation, biological process: mRNA splice site recognition; alternative mRNA splicing, via spliceosome. Gene Ontology annotation, molecular function: mRNA binding.